UCCAAGUAAGACGCAACGCAGUUUGUGGAAAGUUGGAUUUAAGUUAUCUUUAGGUAUCCUCUUAAAGGUGAUAUAUAUAUAUAUAUAUAUAUGUAUGUAUAUGUAUCAUACAUGUGCAAAUCGAGCGAAAAAAAUUUAAGAUCUAAAGUCGGAGGAUCUCGGGUUUGUCUCAUUGUUGGGUCGGUCAGUUUCAAUUGUCAUCUUCGAGCAUUCGGAGUUCAAGUUUUCUGACCCCUUCGCUUUGUGGGCCAUUAAUCUGUUUUGAUAGCCAUUCAUUCUUGGCAAGCAUUAGAGAUUAUAGAACUACCCUGCUAGAAGAUAUCUGCUGACCUUUGUUUGAGACUCUAACAAACAUGGUUCAGAAACUAGAAACUAUAAAGGGUCGGGGAGGAUCCAUCAGGGUUGGCACGACGGGAACUAUAAGUUCUCUGAUGACAAGGGAAUUGGACUCCAUUAAAUUUGCCCCUCAGAUGCCUGUAUCUUCCAGAACCAAACCACAAUCAGUACCUGUUCUAGUUCCCUAUGGUGGUACAACUCCCAAAAGACCACAACCAAGAAAAUCAUCUGACAUGGCAAGCAGCAGCUACAAUGAUCAUAGAAGCCCUGAGAUUACCAGGAAAAAUAAAAGCUACUCCACAAAUAUCCAUCGAAUACCGAUGCUUGCAGUUGAUAGUAUUAUUCUUGAUAGAAUUCCCAGCGGGGAGAAAAAUGACAAGAAAGGAUCUAAUAUAGUCGAGAUUGUGGACAUAAGGUGUGGGAAACAGGAUAGGGCAUGGGCUAGCCCUAUUGCAAAUCGUCUCAAGAAGCUGGGUUUCUCGAAGCUAUCAGAGAGUAUAAUCUAAGCUUGCAACUUCUUUAUACCUGCUUUAACAUUCCUGUAACUGAAACCGGAAUUCCAAAUGGCCGAUUGUUGUCUGAAACUUCCACCAUAGAAGAUAUACGUGAUAGGAUUCUGCUGCGUUUCUUUUUCUUCUCUUGGGUUGCUAUGUCAGAUCCAAAAGUGUGUCUGAAAUGAUCGUGACUACCAGUGGAAGCCAUGUCCUUUAUUUGGGUCUGAUCAGUCUCGUGUGAACUACCUUGGCAGCUUAAUCCAAGCCGGCUCAAGUGCUCAAUUUCUUUCAUUACGAGGGAUCCACCGGUGCCCCUAGCACCUAUAUCUACAUAAUUAUGUGGAUCCAUUUCAAUCUUCAAGGAUUUUUGUGGGUAUGAUGAUGAUGUAUAUAUACAUGUUUUGUUAGUUGGGUUUGCGUGGAGGCGGCUUGUGGAUGAAGAUAGGUGGAUUUGGUUCUUGUCUUGGAGUGAAAAGUUUUUGAGUCUGGGUCUUUUGGUCAUGCCUCUUCACCUGGUGUUUCACAUGAAUUAUUUAUCUUAUGUUCUAUAUCUUAAAAAAUGGGGUGCAAUAGCUUUCACAAGGAUAUUGAGAGCUGGAUGGUAAUGUGGUUAUUUUAUUCAUGUGCUUGCAGUCAAAGCACUUAAAUUUGCUAACCAAUGUACCUUUUUCUAACUACUUGGGCUUCAUUUCAAUGUUUGCUUUA
This is a messenger RNA of Carya illinoinensis, 1535 nucleotides long. RefSeq lists its product as uncharacterized. The transcript is spliced from 2 exons. NCBI's taxonomy places the organism in Eukaryota, Viridiplantae, Streptophyta, Magnoliopsida, Fagales, Juglandaceae. The record is from RefSeq and is a predicted model, not a curated record. The coding region runs from base 354 to 842 and encodes 162 amino acids.